AUGGCUGGUUUCCAUUCUAAACAAUGGGUCUUGAUGUUAAAAUCCGCGGCCCGCGGAUUAAGAGAUGCUGAGUAUCUGGAAAUGGUUUCCUUUAUCCUAUACGGAUGCAAGCAUGAAUCGUCUAGAGGCUGGGCAGAGGAUUUGAGUGGUAAUCUAAGGGUCCUAAGUGUCUAUGGUUUCACAAUUUUGUUUUUGCACAAUGAGUUGAGGACGGGAGUGCCUGGCGGCAAGCCACUGUGCCUAAUGCACCAAGAAUACGAGAUGGCGAAAUGCGUCAAUAUCGAAGAGAUCGAGGAAAGUCAAAAUAAGGGUGUUGACCUCAGAUUGCCUCAUUUGCAAAACAGCAAGGAUCCAUCAUGA
Messenger RNA from Fusarium oxysporum Fo47, 360 nucleotides. RefSeq lists its product as uncharacterized. Bases 1 to 360 code for a protein of 119 amino acids. The record is from RefSeq and is a predicted model, not a curated record. The transcript is spliced from 5 exons. NCBI's taxonomy places the organism in Eukaryota, Fungi, Ascomycota, Sordariomycetes, Hypocreales, Nectriaceae.